Molecule: messenger RNA, 1483 nt
Organism: Jatropha curcas
Lineage: Eukaryota; Viridiplantae; Streptophyta; Magnoliopsida; Malpighiales; Euphorbiaceae
Source: RefSeq, a predicted model, not a curated record
UCGCCCUCCCUCUCUCAUGCUUUCUCUUUAACUAUUUAAAAAAAAAAAAAAAAAAAGAAGUUUAAAACCCUAAAAUUCGUAACAAAAUAGUUCAGUUUAGCAGAAAUUUGAAAUUGAAAAAUGAAGAGCAAGAAGCCAUUGCAACAACUCAAGCUCUCUGUUCCAGCUCAAGAAACCCCCAUCACCUCUUUCUUGACUGCUAGCGGUACAUUUCAUGAUGGAGAUUUACUUUUGAAUCAGAAAGGACUCCGGCUUAUCUCUGAAGAGAAGGAAUCUCGUCCUUCAGAAAACAAAGAACUUGAUUUUGAGUUCUCAUUGGAAGACCUUGAGACAAUCAAAGUCAUUGGAAAGGGGAGUGGAGGUGUAGUGCAACUCGUUCGUCAUAAAUGGAUUGGCACAUUUUUUGCAUUGAAGGUCAUCCAGAUGAACAUACAAGAAGAUAUACGCAAACAAAUUGUUCAGGAGCUGAAAAUAAACCAAGCCUCGCAGUGUUCUCAUGUUGUUGUUUGCUACCACUCAUUCUAUCACAAUGGAGCUAUUUCUCUUGUGUUGGAAUAUAUGGACCGUGGAUCUCUAGCGGAUGUGAUUAGACAAGUUAAAACCAUUCUUGAGCCUUAUCUAGCUGUCGUGUGUAAGCAGGUUUUACAGGGUCUUGUUUACCUGCACCACGAACGGCAUGUCAUACAUAGGGACAUUAAGCCAUCUAAUCUAUUGGUAAACCAGAAGGGAGAAGUGAAGAUCACUGAUUUUGGAGUGAGUGCAAUGCUAGCUAGUUCUAUGGGCCAAAGGGACACAUUUGUUGGAACUUACAAUUACAUGUCGCCAGAGCGAAUUAGUGGGAGCACCUACGAUUAUAGCAGUGAUAUUUGGAGUUUAGGCCUGGUAGUACUUGAGUGUGCUAUAGGGCGUUUUCCAUAUAUGAAAUCUGAAGAUCAGCAAAGCUGGCCAAGUUUUUAUGAGCUUUUAGAAGCCAUUGUGGAGAGCCCCCCACCAUCUGCUCCUCCAGAUCAGUUCUCCCCUGAGUUCUGUUCAUUUGUAUCAUCCUGCAUACAGAAGAAUCCUCGAGACAGGGCAUCAUCUUUGGAUCUCUUGAGUCAUCCUUUCAUCAAAAAGUUUGAAGACAAAGACAUUGAUCUUGCAAUUCUGGUAGGCAGCUUGGAACCUCCUGUGAACUACCCUAGAUAGUUCCGUCUUCUUGCAAUAUGUUUGGCCAAGAUAUCCUGUAAUCGUCAUGUUAAGCCAAGUUAGCUUGUCUUCUAAUGCUAUAUUGAGAAUAUAAAUAUGUUUCACAUCAGGUCUCGGCUAUUAAUCAUGAUCGAUCAGUGCAGAAAUUGCUUUGUACUAUUCAAACAAAUAGUUUACCAUAUCCAAAGAUAAUAUAUAAUUUUGAGACAGCUUACAUGAGCUUUGCUAUUGUAUAUUGUUCCAUGCUUGUUGAUUCAUUCAAGUUCAAUGAACAUAUUUAGGAGGAAUAAUAAUUUAA